AUGUACCGGCGGAGCUAUGUCUUCCAGACCCGCCGGGAGCAGUUCGAGCGCGCGGAGGAGGCGCUGCGCGCUGGGGAACUGGACGGUCUCGCUGGGAGCCCGGUGGCGGCGCAGGGCUUGGGAGCGCUGCAGGGGCUGGGCGAACGCGUGGCCGCCUAUGUCCAGCGGGCGCGCGCGCUCGAGCAGCGCCACGCCGUCCUCCGCCGGCAGCUGGACGCCUUCCAGAGGCUGGGCGAGCCGGCCGGCCCGGAGGAGGCGCUCGCCCGGCACGUCGAGGGCAACCGCCAGCGCGUCUGGGACCUGGCGGCCGAGCGCGCCCGGCUGGAGCGCCAGGGCGCAGAGGCGCAGCGCGCGCUCGACGAGUUCCGGAGCAAGUAUGAAAAUGAAUGUGAAUGUCAACUGCUGCUGAAAGACAUGCUUGAACGACUUAACAAGGAAGCGGAUGAAGCCCUACUGCAUAAUCUGCGCCUUCAGAUUGAAGCCCAGUUUCUGCAGGACGAUAUUGGUGCAGCAAAGGACAGGUUCAAAAAGAAUCUUCUGGAAAUUCAGACCUAUGUCAGCAUCCUGCAACAGAUUAUCCAGACCACUCCUCAAGCUUCCGCCAUUACCGGUGGGAUGAGCGAGGAGAAGCUCCUGACCGAACGGAAGGUGGCUGUCCUGAAGAAGGAGCUGGAGGAGAGCCAGGGAGUCCUGUCCCACCUGCAGAUGCAGAGAUCCAAGCUGCAGGCCGAGACAGCAACUCUGGAAGAAGCUAUUAAAAGUGCCCACGAGUGUUACGACGAGGAGAUUCAGCUCUAUAACGAACAGAUUGAAGCCCUGCGGAAGGAGAUUGAAGAGAGCGAGAGGGCUCUGGAGAGGGUGUCCUGGGACUGCCGGCAGCUGGCACUCACCCAGCAAACCCUGACGAACGAGCUGGAGCGGUACCACCGGAUCCUGGAGACUGAAGGCAGCAGGCUGAAUUCUGCCUUCAUUGAAACCCCCAUCACCCUCUUCCAGUUCCACAGAGCCCCUCGCAGCCCUCGUUCUGGCCAGAAAGAUCUUUCCAGGGCUUUGCAGGAUUUAACAACAGCAAAACCAAGACAAAAAGGCCUCCCCAAGAAUGUUCCAAGGAGAAAGGAGAUCAUAACCAAAGACAAAGAGGAUGAACCUCUGGAAGACACAACAUUAAAAGGUCUGGAAGACACAGGGCGGGUGCAGGUGGUACUUGAAGAAGAAGGUGAAUCUGAGCUUGAACGAGGGGCUCAGGACGCAAGGCCCCCAGUGCAGGAAGGGGCUCCAGAGGACGUGCCAGAUGGAGGGCAGAUAAGCAAAGCCUUCGGGAAGCUCCACAAGAUGGUCAGGGAGCGGGUGAGAAGUCCCAGAGAGCCGGAGCCACCAGCCGAGCUCUACACCAAAGGGCGGUACGUGCUGGUCACGGGGGACACCAGCUACGUGGACCCCGAGUUCUGUUCCUUCUCCAUCCCAGCCAAAGGCUGGGUGGUUGUUUCCACUGAGGAAGACUCUGUGCAUCAGGACAGCGAAGUGGAGCCCACUCCCGAGCAGCCCGAGCCCCCUUUGGAGAAUGGACGGGAGGAUUCCCAGGAGGGAGAAGACAGCCACCCACCCGACCAGCGUAUCACAGACAAGGAGAAUGGGAUAAACUCCCAAGAGCUGAAAGGGCCCGGGGAGAAAUAUGGCGAUCAGGAGGAUGAGGGAGCGGGGAGGCCGUGUUCCCCGGUCAUACCUGGUCCAGAGGAACCGUCUACACCCCAAUCUCAAAAGCCCGGGGCCAGUCAGGAUGGAUCUGAGGGGCAGGGGGCUGGGAGCAGUAGUCUGCCAGAAAAAAGCCCUCCCAGGGCUUUGGCAUAUGCAAAGGUGGAAGUGGUGGAAUCCAUCGAGAAGUUUACAACUGAGAGCAUUCAGACAUACGAAGAAACUGCGGUGAUUGUGGAGACUGUGAUUGGAAAGACUGAGGCAAACAAGAAGAAAUUAGGAGAGAAAUCCUCUUAAAAUGCCCAGGCUCAGCUGGAGAAAAUGUCUUUGGGGCCACUCUAAGGGAAGUGGUUUGAGUUUUUAGAACAAUUGAUAAAUGAGCGAAGGUUCCUGUUUGGAUUAGACCAUAGUUGACCUGUCUGGCAUUGCCAAACAAGCCUUAAUUAAAAAGUUGUUUUCUUUGCUUGCA
Molecule: messenger RNA, 2161 nt
Organism: Choloepus didactylus (southern two-toed sloth)
Lineage: Eukaryota; Metazoa; Chordata; Mammalia; Pilosa; Megalonychidae
Gene: BFSP1
Product: beaded filament structural protein 1
Exons: 8
Coding region: 1-1989 (662 amino acids)
Biological process (GO): lens fiber cell development
Cellular component (GO): cytoplasm; intermediate filament
Molecular function (GO): structural constituent of eye lens
Source: RefSeq, a predicted model, not a curated record